Messenger RNA from Aplysia californica (California sea hare), 769 nucleotides. Its product is annotated as protein FAM32A-like. Gene Ontology annotation, cellular component: nucleolus. Bases 255 to 602 code for a protein of 115 amino acids. The transcript is spliced from 4 exons. The record is from RefSeq and is a predicted model, not a curated record. NCBI's taxonomy places the organism in Eukaryota, Metazoa, Mollusca, Gastropoda, Aplysiida, Aplysiidae.
CAGGAUAAUUACUAGAAUACAAGUUCUAAAAAAAAAUCAAGUAUGAAUUUGGUUAUAAAGGUCAUAUCAGAUUAGACAAAAUGUUUAUUUGUAAGAAAAAGGUAAUUGAUGAACAGGGAUAGUCAUUAUUUGGACCAUAUUCUUAGUACGAUUUUAUGAAUAAAAACAUUUUUUAACCUAUAAACUUCCGGUUCCGGUGCAGAAUUGUAAACAACGAUCACAGAAAAUUCUGUGACAACUAUUAUUGAGUGAAGAUGUCGGACGACUACGACACAGUACAACGAGGAGGUUUAAAACUAAAAGGGGUCUCUGAUACAAGUGGAAAAAAGAAAAAGAAGAAGCACAAGGAUAAGAAGAAACUGCAGGACACUGUUUCAAAGACCAGUGCAGAAGAGGUGGAAGAGGUUGUUCAAAUGAAAUCUUCAAAAUCGUCAAAAACAAAAGCUGAGCUGGCUUUUGAGAGAAGGAAGCGGAAAAAGGAACAGGAACAGAUCUUGGAAAGAGCCUCCAAAAGUCACAAGGAGAGAAUCAUGGAUUUCAACCAGCAGCUUGACAACCUCACUGAACAUUUUGACAUCCCCAAAGUGAGCUGGACUAAAUAAGACUUUGGACUCGUCAGUUCUUCACCACAUGAUAGAUGUACAUGUACUACCCCAUUCUCAGUGGUCAUCAAUCUGUUUGCUUUUUUUUAUGCUCCCAUUUUUAGAGUCAUGCUCACUCAUGUUUCCUUUUUAAGUGUAAUAAAUGCCUCUAUGGAGUGCCACAUUUU